Molecule: messenger RNA, 5591 nt
Organism: Vombatus ursinus (common wombat)
Lineage: Eukaryota; Metazoa; Chordata; Mammalia; Diprotodontia; Vombatidae
Product: rho GTPase-activating protein 29-like
Exons: 26
Coding region: 1244-4600 (1118 amino acids)
Biological process (GO): signal transduction; activation of GTPase activity
Cellular component (GO): cytoplasm
Molecular function (GO): GTPase activator activity
Source: RefSeq, a predicted model, not a curated record
GCGGCGGGAACGGCCACUGCUGCUCAGCUGGAACCUGCUCAGGGAGAGCGGACUCGCCUCCGUGGGCGGUGGGCUACGGGACACAUCCACGACCCCGGAGGACCUCGGUGUUCGCCUUGCGAACCCGCCGCUCCACCGGAUUUCCAGUUUUCUGUUACCAGAUGGAAAUUAGCUGAAAGGAUUUCAGAAGAACUGUAACAAUUGGGAUGUUGCGGCAGAAUGAUGGAAACAACAAGCAUUGUUUAUCAUUUGCCUGAUUCUCUCUAUGAAAUCUUUUUGCUCUUCCUAAUCCUGGAAACUGGGGAAUGGGGCAUUGUACCAAGAGCAACUCUUUGAGCAGCAUCAAUUCCAGCCCAAAUUGCUGCAACAGCCCCGUUAUUGAUCCAGAGUAUAUGAAGCAGUUGGUCAGUGAUGUCAGGAGGUUUGCAGAGUUGUUGCUCUGUUUGAAAGAAGCUUUCCUCUCAGAAGGAAUAUUCUUCCUGUGAUGCUGUGUGGCUGUGGAUCAUGGAAUGGCACUAUCCACAAAGAAUCAAAAUGGUGGAUAACCCCAGGGAGAAUGGGAAGACACCCAGUGGGCUGAAGGUGGUUGCAGCCCAAGAUAACUGGGGCUCAAGUGUCCUAAAGGGAAUGGUCCAGGAAGCAGAGGAUCAAAAAAGGAGGUAGGCUGGUCAUUUAGUGAAAUGAAGGAAUGCCAGAUGGAAUCAACAGAGUGGAAAGACCAAGAGGUAGAUUCUGUGUGGAAUACUCAUGGCAAGAUAUGCACUGCAUGAGAAGUUAUUUACUUUCAGCUCCUUAUACUUCUCAUAGGAGGAUGAGAUGCUGCUAAGGAUCCAAUCCUAUACAGGAGCGUAUAAGUAACAACACUUUUUAUUAUGCUCUCUAUGUUCUCUGGUCAGGACAACACAGAGUUUCGGGGUACAUGAAAUGUCUUUCAUAUUCAGUUCCAGCAUUUGUUCUGAAUGGACUCCUUGUCUCUCAAUUGCAUCCAUUUUGAAAUCAAGAUUAAUUACCUGCUCAGGAUUUCCCUUCUCAAGAAAGGAGCCCUUGGUUGUGGGGCAAGUUGGGCAAAACUGUCACCAGCUCAGAGAAAGUCAAGCUUGUCUGUAUAAUGUAGUUCAUGAAUGUCUUGGAGAGCUGCUGAGAAUUCUUCAGGCCAUAAUAAACAAACACCAGAUCCUCAACUCAGCUAAUAUUAGUGCUACAGGAGUAGUUAUUGCAAAACGGAAAGUAUUUUGAUUUCCUUAUGGGAGAUGUAGGCAGUAAUUCGUCUUUGGAACUUACUGUGUCUUUGAAAAAUCAGUCCUUGGAAAACAUUUCUCUGGAAUCAGUGGGAUUGCUUCAUGAAAAAGACAGUCUUCAAGGACCUCUGUGGCCUAAAGAACUGGAUAGCAUGCUUCUGAGAAAUGAUGAUGGAGUUGAAUUGGCUUUGUCAUAUGCUAAAAUGUGGUCAAAAUAUACCAAAGAUAUAGUUACGUGGGUUGAGAAAAAAAUUAGUCUGGAGUUGGAAUGUGCUAGAAACAUUGCAAAGAUGGCAGAGACAACUAAAAGCAUUAUUGGAUUCCAGGAGUUUAUGCCAUUCCGAGCUUUAUUCUUAAAUGCUUUUGAUAAUGAUAUUGAGAACAGUCAGCUUUCACAACAAACAGCAGCAGCUCUUCAAGCCAACAAAUUUGUUCAGCCUCUCCUUGGGAGAAAAAGUGAAUUGGAUAAACAGAGGAAAGCAAUUAAAGAGCUUUGGCAACGAGAACAGAAGAAAAUGCAAGAGACAGAGGCAUCUCUCAAAAAGGCAAGACUCUUCUGUAUACAACAGCAGACUGAAUAUGAAAAAGCCAAGUCUUCCACAGAGCGUGCUGAAGAGGAGCACCAAAGCUCAAGUGGAGGUGUUGGGAGAGAGGCCAGCAAGCAGUUAGAGAAAAAGCGGAGGCUGGAAGAAGAGGCUCUGCAAAAAGUUGAAGAAGCAAAUGAACACUACAAAGUUGUUAUGAUAGAUAUGGAAGAAAGGCAAAAUGAUAUAGACCAUACUAAAAGUGAAAUUUUAACACAACUUCGUGAACUUGUUUUCCAAUGUGAUCUAACUCUUAAAGCUGCAGUGGUAAACCUCUUCCAGUUGCAACAUCAGCAGGUUGUGUCUCUUCCAGUUAACUACCAGUCUCUCUGUGAGAAUGCCAAGUUAUGUGACCCUGGGCGAAAGUUUGCAGAAUUUGUGAAGGCAAAAACUUCACCCAAGGAUGAUGUUCACAUUAAAUCUAGUUUUUUUGAGAAUUCCAAAAUUGAUGGAUUUUUAAGUAAGGGGUCUACAAAUAAUCAACAUCGGUCACAUGGAAACGUAUCUCAGAAUUCUGAAAACUGUACAUUUCAUUUAUUAGAAGAUAUUGGCAAGCCUGUUUACCAUUCCAAAAAAAUUGGAGAUAAGAGGUCCUGUAGCAGCCUAGAUAUCCCAGCUGUCAGAGUGCGACCACCUCCUGUCAGAUCAUGGUCAGUUGGUCAUCAAGGUGGUGGAAUGUGCAGUGAUUCAGAGAGUGCUGGAGGAAGCAGUGAAUCAAGGUCCAUGGAUUCUCCUUCUGCCAGUCCAGGGGAUUUUAAACGUCACCUUCCUCGGACACCAUCAAUGGGGACUAUGUCUUCUGCCGAUGAGCUAGAUGAAAGAGAGCCACCUUCUCCUUCUGAGAUUGGCUUAAAUGAGCAUGUGCCUGAAAUUAGCAGUUUCCCUGGACCAUUUAGAAAUGCCCUCAGGUCAAAAGCUGCUCUCAGCCAUAAGCUUCGGAAGCUGAGGACUCCAUCUAAAUGCAGGGAAUGUGACAGCCUAGUCAUAUUCCAUGGGGCAGAGUGUGUGGAGUGCUCCCUUGCUUGUCACAAAGCAUGUUUGGAAACCCUAACCAUUCAAUGCGGGCACAAGAAACUUCAUGGAAAGUUACAUUUAUUUGGUGUGGAAUUUGCUCAAGCUGCUAAAAAUGCCCCUGAUGGCAUCCCCUUUAUUAUUAAAAAAUGUACUUCAGAAAUCGAAAGCCGAGCCUUGAACGUGAAGGGCAUCUACCGUGUGAAUGGAGCUAAAAAUAGAGUUGAAAAACUCUGCCAGUCCUUUGAAAAUGGAACGGAUUUAGUAGAACUUUCAGAAUUCUCUGCACAUGAUAUCAGCAAUGUUCUUAAGUUAUAUCUUCGUAAGUUACCAGAACCCUUAUUUUUGUUUCGUCUUUAUGAUGAGCUUAUUGGUCUUGCCAAAGAGAGCCAGAAUGUAAAUGAAGACUCAAAACCAACAAGCCCUGAAGCUGAGGGUGCUGAACUAAGUAAAGUCCUGAAGAAAAUCAAAGCUCUUCUAAAAAAACUUCCAGGACCAAACUAUAAUACUAUUGAGUACCUUAUUGGCCAUCUUAAUAGGGUGGUCCAAAAGGCUGAAGAAAACAAGAUGCCGGCCAGUAAUCUGGGGAUAAUAUUUGGACCAACUCUGAUCAGGCCUUGGCGGACAGAUGCCAAGGUUUCCCCUUCCUCACUGGUGGACUACCCUUAUCAGACUCGAAUUGUGGAGCUUCUUAUAGCUUAUUUUGUGAAGAUCUUUGAUGUGUCCUUGCAACCACUCUCAACUUCUUCUACCAAUGAAAGCUUCAUCCUCAGACCUAGAAAGCCUCAGUCGUGUCUUGCUUCAGAGGAAGGCAUCCUACCUUCUCAAGAUGAGAGUAAAAUUUCAGAAACAGCUGCAUCAUUUGAAGGAUCACAUGACCAUAAAAAUGCACUAGAAGGAGCUGAUGCAUCUGUGAUCGAAAAUGCUAUGUCUUUGGUUUUUGAUGAGACUGAAACCUACCCCUUCAAGAACAGAGAUAAGUUUAAAGCUAAUAGUCAUUCAAAUGUAAAAGGUAAUCAAAUAACCUUGAGAUCGCCAAGGAUAAAGACAUCAGUUAGACCUGUGAGUCUGCCUGUAGAUCAGUUCCUUCCUCCAAACUUUUUCAAUGAGAACAAUUCCAAAAAUGUGGGAACUUUAAAUUCAGACAAAUUUGUCAGGAGUUCAACCAUUGAAGAAAUAUCUGAAACAAAAUCUUUUCCUAACUCAUCCUCUAGACUUUCUUGUUAUGACCCCAAAACUUGGGACAAGCAAUUCAGACAAUAUGAUACAAGUACAAGGACUACAGUGAUUAUACCCAGUGCACUCCAGGAAAACAGAGAACCAGAGAGUGGUGCUACUUCUGUUUUAUCUCUCAAUUCUGAUAACCCUCUGUCCAGUGCCAUGCAGCUCAGCCAGGCAGACAUGGUACCAGUCAGGGCGACUAGAAUAAUAGCAGAAGGAUGCUCUUCGGAUUCUAAUCCUCUUCCUGCUUUCAGGCCACGGAGAACUUUGCAGCCCCCACCAGGGACAUUUUAUAAGCCACCUCCCAACAAUAAGGUAAAGGGAAAUGGAGAAAGUUUUCCAGAACCUUAUACAUCAGCACCUGUUAGUGUCAAUCAUGAAAAUACUGUGGAUUUUGUUGUGAACUCAGAUUCACCUGGGCAGUGGGUAAAUCAACCCAAAGCUAGCCUUGAGGAACUCCAUUCAUCUGAUGUGAAACCAACGUGCCAGAGACUAAGACCAAAACGGAUUCAAGACUUAGAGCAAAGAGAAGCACAGUUCGUAUAGGAUUGCCAAAUUUUGUGUUUUGUUUUUAUUUUUGGUUGAGAGAAAGGGUACUAAGAGUAGAUUGAAUAUCUUCAUUGGGACCAGUUUUGUGCUGUAUUUGAAUUAUUUUUAAAGGCUUUAUUUUAAAAGUUGGGCUGGGAGGGUACUAUAAACUAAAAUGAAGUUGUUGUUUGGUUUUUUUUUCAUGAGAGUUUAUUUAAAUGUAUCUCCAAUAAAAUGCAGUUCUUGAGCUAAUAAGUGCAAUUGGCAAGACUUAAAGCUUCAAUUCCCGAAGUGGAUCUAAAUGCUUGUUAUUUAUAGGGGAAAAAAACAGUAUUUCUUUAUGCAAAGCUUAAAACUUUUUUCUGUAAAUUAUGUGGUUUUUAAAAUAAUCUGACAGUUUAAACACUUGUACUUUGUUGUAUAAAAGCUUCAGUUUUUCAAUUUGUGCAGUGUCAUGUUUUUGUUCCUUAAUAGAUUACCUAAUGGCCAAACUUGACUUAUCACUGUAUUGUAUGUAUUUUUAUGCUUAUGUUUUCGUUUUUGGCAGUUUUUAUGUGUUGUCAUUUUAAUUGUACCAAGAAAAUACACUUACUAACUUUUUAAAAAUCAGACUUAAGAUCUCCUAAUUCCUAAAAUGACAUAUGAUUCAGAAUCUUAUUGUUGUUAUUUGUCCUUAAUACUGGAGGAAGACCAAAAUGACUUCAUGAAAUUAGGGUCAGUUUGCAGUGUGUCUCGCUGUGACUGUUAUGCCAUUAUGAGCUUAGAAGGCUCUAUCACAUGUUGAGCACAAAUAGUCUGUAUCAUUUGGGAUGGGGAGGUAUCCCUAAAUUUGUGCAUCUCACAUUUCUUUUGAACCACCACAAUUCUGCUUUGCUCAUAGAACAGAACAUCUUCUUUGACGCUGGCACACGAUACUGGAUGAUCCUGUACCUUGUCUCCCAUGUCUCAGAAUCAACACCAACGUUCUUCAGAGAAACCUUGGGAGUGUCCUUGUUUUGCUUCUUCUGAC